GUGAGUGAGUGAGUGUGUGUGUUAGUGAGUGAGUGAGCGAGCGUCACAGAGCGUGAAUGGCGUUCUUCUGUUCACAGGAAACAAACACCAGGUUUCCACAGGAUGCAUAAAACACGCGCUCCCACGUCCGUCCCGUCGGCCUCCAAAGACCGGACCUUGGAGCUGAGCUUGUCGGGUUCCCAGCUCUCGGUGUCCAAGAGACCGAGCGCCGUGGCGUCACCUGGGAAGUACCUGUCCCGGUCCGUGUCGGUGUCUGUCGCCGGGGACAGAAGCAAACGCAACACCGCGAACGACGCCGGCGACGCUGGCUCUCGCUCCAUCAAGAACCUGAGGAGGUCCAGCAGCACCACACAGGUCCAUCAGCAAGCCAACAUCAGUCUGAGUCAGGACAAGAGGGAAGAACACGUCGUCGGCCUUUUUGAGAGCACGUCAGACGGAGGCAAGAGAGCGUCCUGUCACAGAAGAGCCUCGCCGGACAGAACCACGUGGAAUAUUCUGGACGACCAGCCCAGGUCGAGCCCCCGCAGCCUGAGGACGAGAGAGCCCGCCGCCGCUCUGGCCGCCACCUUCACCGCCAACAACAGGAGCAACAAGGCGGCCGUGGGGAACUCUGUCACCACCAUCUUACACAACAACUACUCGGAGACACCGCUCACACCCAAGAGCUCCAACCAGAAGCCGUCCUUCAAUAAUAACCUCCUCAAAGCCAACGACGACGACGAUGACGCCGCCGUCACCAAGUACCAGAAGAACUUCUCCUCGCCGCCGUCCACGUCCCACGCCGGUUCUGUGCGGCCGCCCCAGAGGGCAGAGGUCACGGAGGAAGAGGCGGAGAGGUUUGUUCAACAGGUAAACGGAGCCGCCGUCACCAUCCAGCGCUGGUACAGACGCCGCGUCAGCACUCGCCAGACACACCGCGCCGCACUCGAACGCAUCGUCACGAGUCAGAGGAAGGAGUGGGAGGGGCGAACAGAGGAGGCUGGGCGGAGCUUAGAGCGGCGACAGAUUCGUAAAGAGAAAGCUGCUGUGGCGAGGAUCACUGCGAUCCAGGAGCUGCAGCAGAGACAGAUCCAGCAUGAGCCUGAGAUCCGCCUGAAGCAGCCACGCGUGGACAAACCCACGAUUGCCACGAGCGACUGCAGUCCAGAUUCUCUGACGCUCAAAGCCACCAACACUGAGUCUGACUCCAGGGGGCGGAGUUUCAGAGCGACUUCUCCUGAUCUGUCUGAUCUCAGAGGCUCCCAGUGUUCACAGGAGCUGCAGCAGGAGCGACUGAGGCAGGCUGGUGUGAGCGGGUGCGUGAAGCCGCCACAGGUUUCUCCAACAGACGUGAAAAGCAAGAACACAGAACCCGCCGUGAACAGAGCCGUCUCCCCGUCAGUGUCGUCUCAUCACAGAGCUUCUCCGUGUUCCCGGGAGGCGCUGCAGAGGUCAGUGAGCGUGCAGCAGCUGCAGGAGGCGGAGUCCUCUAAAACCACCCUCCACGAGCUGCUGGACACACUGAAGCUGCUGGAGGAGGAGCCAGAGAGUCUGAAGCCAAAGAGCGACAGCAGGGAGAAGUACGCGUGGAUCGACGAGAGCGAAGACUCCAACUCUCUGACCACAGACAACCUGGAGCGCCACGGGCAGCGGCUGAGUCGCCACCCUGCACUGCCAGACGGGGGCGCCCUUCUCUCCGAGGCCAAACUCCAGAGCAUCAUGAGCUUCCUCAACGAGAUGGAGAAGUCUGAGCAGGAGAGGCCGCGCUCCGCGACCUCAGGGUCGCACAGAGAGGUCGGCGUUCAGCGAUCGACGAUGAUGUCAUCGCACUCGUCCUGUUCUAAUACACCUGUGCGUCACCAGGCGGCGCUGUCCGAGGACGAGCCGGCGUCGGCCACGGCGGCUGAAGUCACCGGCUCCAUGAUGAGAAUCAAGCUGGAGCUGGAAGAGAAGAAGCGGACGGUCAACAUGCUGCAGGCCGCACUGGUUCAGCAGAGAGAGCUGACGAUGAGACACGUGAAGGAGACGGAGAACGAGCUCAAGAGAAACCUGGAGCUCCAGAAGGAACAGUAUGAAGCCACCGUCCAGAGACACCUGACGUUCAUCGACCAGCUGAUCUCUGAUAAGAAGGCUCUGAGCGAGCGCUGUGAGGGAGUGCUGGGCGAGCUGAAGCAGGUGGAUCACAAGUACAUGAAGAAGAUGAAGCAGAUGCAGGAGCAGCAUGAAGUGGAGAUCAAGAAGCUGAAGGAGCUCAUGUGCGUCACCGAGAAAAUCCGCCGGGAGAAAUGGAUCGACGAGAAGACGAAGAAGAUCAAAGAGAUCACAGUCAAAGGUCUGGAGCCAGAGAUCCAGAAGCUGAUCUCCAAACACAAACAGGAGCUGAAGAAGCUGCGCUCGCUCCACGAGGCCGAGCUGCUGCAGGCGGACGAGCGCGCGUCGCAGCGCUACGUCCACCAGUGUGAGGCGCUGCGCUCGCAGCUGGAGACGGAGAAAGACGAGCAGUGUCAGAGAGAGAGGGCGCUCGCCAAGCAGAGAUAUGAGAAGCAGCUUCAGGAGGAGGAGCUCGCCCUUCAGCAGCAGAGGAGGCGUCUCUUCACUGAGGUGGCAGAGGAGAAAGAGAGGCUGGCCCAGCUGGCUGCACGGCAGCGAGCCGAGCUGGAGGAUCUGCGACAGCAGCUGGAGGAGAACACGUCUGUGUCCAGACGAGCGCUCGCACAAGAGUUAGACAGAAGCCGAGAGGAGCAGGAGAGGAGACACCAGGUGGAGGUGAAGGCUCUGCAGGAACAUCUGGUGAUCCAAAAACAAACGUGGGAAGAAAAGCAGAAGAAAAAAGAGGAGGCGUGGCUUCUGCGGCGAGAGGGCGAACUCAAAGACGAACUGCGGCGAGAGCGCGACAAAGAGAUUGAGCUCGCCAUCUGGACGCUGGAGGAGGAGACGACCAAGGACAAGGAGGCGUGUGAGAGAGCGGCAGACAACAGGGUGAAACGUGUCAGGGACAAAUAUGAGGCGGAGCUACAGGAGCUGCAGCGCUCCGAGAGAGAAGCCGUGGAGAAGCAGCAGGAGCUGAGGAGGCAGCAGGUGGAGGCGGAGGGAGCCAUGAUCUCACUUCAGGCCCAACUCAGACACAAACAGCAGGAGGUGGACGACCUCACGCAGAGCAGGGACAGGAUGGUGAGCGAGCGCCGCGCUCUGGCCGACGUCAUACGGCAGGAGUUUGCUGAGCGUCUGCUGGCGACGGAGGAGGAGAACCGUCGCAUGAAGGCGGAGGUGUCGGAGGUCAGGGCCCGUCUGCGUGUGGAGGUGGAGCGGGUCACCAAAGAGAAGGAGGAGGAGCUGGCUGAAGUCCACCAACGAGUGAAGUCGGCCAUCUUGAAGAAGGAGGAGACUGUGAGUAAUCUGCGGCGUCAGUAUGAGGCUGCUGUGAAGAGAGCAGACCACCUGGAGGCGCUGUGGGAGCAGCAGAGGAAGCAGCUGCUGGAGAAGUGACUGACAGGAAGCCAUGCCCCCUCACCCCCUCACCCCUCC
Solea senegalensis (Senegalese sole) is the source of this 3504-nucleotide messenger RNA. RefSeq names its product centrosomal protein 131 (gene cep131). The record is from RefSeq and is a predicted model, not a curated record. Gene Ontology annotation, cellular component: centriolar satellite. Gene Ontology annotation, biological process: cilium assembly; regulation of centrosome duplication; intraciliary transport involved in cilium assembly. Bases 103 to 3465 code for a protein of 1120 amino acids. The transcript is spliced from 26 exons. NCBI's taxonomy places the organism in Eukaryota, Metazoa, Chordata, Actinopteri, Pleuronectiformes, Soleidae.